AAUCAAAGAUGUGGCAUUCGUCACACUUACAUGGGCGAUUGAGCCCUUUGCAUCGACAGCGGACCACCGUCGCUGUCGUUGUUUUAUACAGUUGUCAAAUAUCGCCUGAUUCAAUCAGCUGUGUGAGCAUCGUUAUUGGCACAACAAAACGCGCAGUUUUUCAUUGCGACUCAUUUUAAUUCUCAAAUUUUACUUUUAGAAGAAAAAAAAGUGUUCAUUUCCACCAUUUUCGAAUAGAAAUUCGAUUUUUGUGUAAAUUUUUAAACCAAUCAACUUUAUUUGUACAAAAACAUUCACUUUUAUCCACACAAAAAAAGAGUUUUUAAUGCAAUUCCAUAUUUUAUAGUAUUUUUAAGUAAAAAAAAUAGCAACAAAAAAACGAAUGAGCUGAAACACAUGGUUUUAGUGCAAACAUAACAAAAGAAUAGUGUGAAUUCAGACAUUCACUUUUUACAUUUUGUCCAAUUUUUUGUGCGUAAUUAGUGAUUUGUCGUACAAUUUCGACCAUUUUGCAAGACAAAAAUACGAAAACAAUAAAAAUGGAAGCACUGGGCGAUAUACAAUUCGGCCAAAAGCGUGAAUCAGAUGCCUUUUGUUGGUCGUGUCAUCGCGAUGAGCCCGAGCUCUUCUGUUCGGAGUGUGUGCGAUCAUUUCACAUCUCACCGGCAUGUUCGCGCGCCAAAAAGAUGAACGCCGAAGCUAUGGGAAUUUGGCGAUGCCCAGAUUGCAUUGAAUUGGAGAAGGACGUCGAUCAAAUGCAAUCAAGUGGAAUGCAACUGACACGCUUGAAUGAGCUUCUGAAAUGCGUCGCUGAUCUGCUUCAAGCUGAUGAAUAUUUAGCUGUCCGGUUCUUGGAUGUGUUAUACUAUGACACAAAGGGAAAGGUGUUCAAUCCGUUGGAUCUGACGAAAAUCGGAGAAAAGACGGAGGGUGGUGAAUACAUUUGCAUCGAAGACUUUUGGUCUGAUAUCAAGUGGAUCGUGCACAACACGAAGGUUCAUCGUUCAGGCGAUGAAUUGGCCGUCAAAGCCACAAAAUGGUUGUUAAAAUUCACAAAAGAUGAACUUUACACCAUUCGAUUGUGCCACGAAUGCUAUUGGAAUGCCAAUCAAAAGCGUGACGACUGGUUUACAAAGCCGUGCACGAUGCCGCACAUUCUGAUUUGGGCCAAGCAAAAGGGAUUCCCCCAUUGGCCAGCAAAGCUUAUGGCCGUCGAUGUUGCUAAGCACACGGUGGAUGUGCAAUUUUUCGGUGAUCACAAGCGAAUUGUUCUUACACCCAAAGACUGUUGCAUCUAUUCGGAAACGUGCCCCAGUACAAACAUUGGUUUACUCAAAGAGAAGUUUAAAAAGGCCGUCGAUGAGGCAAAAAUCUACAUUCAAAACAUCAUCAUGAAAUUUGGAUCGUUUCAUUUUGCCAACAGCACGAAUUUGAUGUUGAAUGAGCAACAUUUGGACCGUCAUUUGUAUGAAAUGGUUCCGAAUGCAUGGAAAAAUCCAAUUGUUCCACCGGAAAUUCCACCGAAGCCAGCCCGAUCAACAAACACACGGCGAAAGACAGUUGUGACACGAAAAUCUGCACCAAAUAUGCCUGUACCAAUCUUUGGUGGUAUUUUGACACGACGAAUGUCAGUAGCGAUUGACGCAAUAUGUCCUUCCGUCUUCGAAGAUGACACAGAAUACAAAGCAUUUGACCAGCAAUCGAAUGAUACAAAAACACUUAAGCUUAAAAUUCAGCCAGUGCCCAAGGCUACCGCAACAUUUUCCACGUCGAAAUUUCUCAAUCAGCAAAAAGCUAAGAGUGCUUUGUGUGGUUUUUCAUUUGUUGGAGGAAAAAUUGAGGGUAUAUCAAAUUUUUCAUCGACAAAUCGACCGAAUCCAUUGGUAAGUUUAGCUAAGAAGCGAAAAGUCUCCAAUGAAUCUGACGUACCGAAAACCGAAGGUACAAAGAAAGAUACAACGGGCCAUCAGACUAAAGUAUCAACCCAGUUUGGUACAGCCAGCAAAUUGUCUGUGCAAAACAGUCCAACGAGCCUAGCGACUUCAGUUAAAAAAAACCGUGUUUUCAAGUUGCCAACACUGCCAUGUGUUCGAAAGUCAUCAGUCAAGCCAUGCACAUACAUUCCCAUUGCUGACAUUCCAUUCGUUGGCAAACCGAUUGCCAAAAUGCCAACUCUUCCACGUCCAUCAUUGAACGAGGUUCCAUCGUCAGUCGAACUACAAGUGAAAAAAGAAAUGCUGUCAUCACUUGAACAACAUGAUACCAUGGACGAUUUUGAUUUUCCGCCCAAUGAUGAUGCCAAAUUGAUGUCGCCACCACUGCCAAAGAUCUUUCAAAGCCAUGCCCCGGAAAUGGUUGCUUUGUGCAAUGCAAUGAUUGAGAAAAACACACGCAAAGUAUCCGAAUGCAUUCGAUCAUCGUUCGAAUCCUCAUUUGCCGAUUUCAUGGAAGCCGCCAAUCCAGCGCAACAAAUUCAAAUGCUGCAGGAUCAGUUGAAAGCGUUGAAAGGCCAGCAUGAGACUCUCAUCAGCAAGAACAAUCAAAUGAUCAAACAGAACAAUGAAUUCAUCCAAAGUUUGACCAAAUUGAAAGGCGAAAAUGAAAAGUUGAUUGGUGAUUUGAAGUGUGAACUGGCUAAAAAUGCCAAUCUCAACUGUAACCUGAAUGCAUUGUCAACGAAAAACACACAAUUAGCAUCGACUGUGGCCAAAUUACAGGAAAUCAACGUCGAACAAGCCAACAAUUUGAAAAGCGCCGAAGAGAACAAUUCUUAUUUGGCUGGCGCAAACAAAGCAUUGAUGGAAUCAACGGAAAAACUCAAAACGCAAUUGGAAAAUAUGACGCUGGACAAUAAAAUUCAACGCGAUCAAAUUAAAGAGGAAACGAACAAAUUCGAUGUUGCAAAGGCCAAAACCUACGAAGAAUGCGUCAAAAUGAUUGCCGAAACGAAGAAGAAGCAAUGGUGCGCUACGUGCGGAAUGCCAGGCGGACGGUUCUACUGUAGCCCGCAGUGCGAGGAUUAUUAUUGGCAACAACAGCGCAAUUAAUCUCGCGAAAGACUCGAGUUUUUCUACCGAGAAUCCCGCAUCUUCAACAUGAACUGCCAUCUUAACCAUCUUCAAGAUGAUCUGAAUCGAACAAAUACGACGUUAAUUUAGUUCGACGAUAGUUCGAUCUACGAAUUUACUUUAACUAUUUCUGAUCAGUGAUCAGUUAAGAUAAAAAUUACAAUAUUCAACGUUAAUUUUAAAUCAUUAAAAUUCAUUUUUGGCUAUCAAGUGUUUAGAAACAUUUGUCUGACGAUUUAAAUCAUCACAAUCCAUCAAAUUAGAAAAAAAUAACCAUAAAUGUUGAAUCCAAUCAAUCAAAAUUGUUAAACAACUAACAUUGUAAGUUACAUGGAUAACGAAGUGUGACAGUAAAUUACUUAAGCUUACAAAUACAUCAAGCUAUUUAACUGAUCUAGAUUGAUCAAAAAUUCGUCAAUAAACUGGUUACUGAAAAUCACUUUUCGAAAA
Molecule: messenger RNA, 3518 nt
Organism: Sitodiplosis mosellana (orange wheat blossom midge)
Lineage: Eukaryota; Metazoa; Arthropoda; Insecta; Diptera; Cecidomyiidae
Exons: 7
Coding region: 540-3047 (835 amino acids)
Molecular function (GO): protein binding
Source: RefSeq, a predicted model, not a curated record